AAGCUCACUGCGUCUUUUUCCUUUGCAAUUGCAUCCACUCUCCCUUUGUGGGCCUCCUCCUAUUGGAGCUCCAAUCGCAUCAUGGCGCCGAAGAAAAAUCUCAAGCCCAAGGCUCCGAUACAGCCCGUUCCUGAAAAACGGGGCUAUGAAUUUGGUGGCCCUCUCGGCGCGUUUGGAAUCGUAUUCGGCCUUCCGACUCUCAUCUACAGCUUCACCUUUCUGUGCAACGAUAUUUCCGGUUGUCCUGCCCCUUCGCUGCUCAGUCCGUCGACCCUGUCUCUAGACCAGUUAAAGGAGGAGGUUGGCUGGCCACAGGAUGGCCUCAAAGCUUUCUUUGACGCUCGAGUGACCAUGUGGGUGUUAUGUUAUUACCUUCUCAGUCUGAUUCUGUAUGUGCUCCUACCCGGCCAGGAGGUCGAGGGUACGGAACUGGCCUGCAAAGGAAGGCUUCGCUACAAAUUCAACGCCUUUCCCUCCGCCAUUCUGAUCCUCGCCGGUUUAGCUUUGGGCACAUUCGUGUACGGCGCAGACUUCGCCGUGUGGACUUUUCUUUGGGAUAACUACCUGCAGGUCAUCACGGCAAAUUUGGUGAUCUGUACGGCCAUUGCGGUUUUUGUCUACGCGAAAAGCUUUUCGGUCCCUGCGCCUGGUCAACUCAACCCCGAGCUUAGACAAUUGGCACCGGGUGGGCACACCGGUAAUGUCCUGUAUGAUUUCUUUAUCGGCCGAGAGCUGAACCCUCGAGUGCAACUGCCCAUUCCCUUCGUCAGCGAGGCCUCACGGACGAUUGAUAUCAAAGUAUGGUGCGAAAUGAGGCCCGGGUUGCUUGGGUGGAUUAUUUUGAACCUGUCCAACAUUGCUCGUCAAUAUAGAACCUACGGCUAUAUUACGGAUUCAAUCGUUAUUUCCACCUUAUUCCAGGCCUUUUACGUGUUGGAUGGACUGUACAUGGAACCAGCUCUCCUGACCACAAUGGAUGUGCUCAUGGACGGUUUUGGUUAUAUGCUCUCUUUCGGUGACAUGGUGUGGGUUCCGUUCAUCUACAAUUUCCAAACUAGGUAUCUUGCAGUUUUUCCCUUGGAGCUGGGCUUAAAGGGUAUCCUGCUUGUCUUGGCCGUAACUGGCGUGGGUUACUCGAUUUUCCGUGGCGCCAACAAUCAGAAGAACCGUUUCCGUACAGACCCCAAUGACCCGCGCGUGAAGCAUAUCAAGUACAUCCAGACAAAAAGUGGCUCUAAGCUUAUGACUUCCGGCUGGUGGGGCUUGGCACGCCACAUCAAUUACUUGGGUGACUGGCUUAUGUCUUGGUCUUAUUCCCUGCCCACUGGAAUUGCGGGUUAUACCAUCAUCGAGAGCCUCAACCAGAGCACUGGCGGUGUGCAGAAGCAGGCUGUACAGAACCCUGAAGUCCGCGGCUGGGGAAUGGUCUUCACCUACUUUUUCAUGCUCUAUUUCGGGGUCCUGCUUAUCCACCGGGAGAUGCGUGACGAAGAAAAGUGCAAGAGGAAGUAUGGCGCCGAUUGGGACCGCUACACGUCUCUUGUUCGUAGCCGCAUCAUCCCCGGUAUCUAUUAGUCGGUAUAGCUUCGUGCUGUGUGUAUUUUGUACUUGACAUUUACCAAUAUUUUAUUCAGCUUCUUGGACUAAAAAGUUUGUGACGUGUUUGGAGUAUGCCU
Molecule: messenger RNA, 1676 nt
Organism: Aspergillus alliaceus
Lineage: Eukaryota; Fungi; Ascomycota; Eurotiomycetes; Eurotiales; Aspergillaceae
Gene: erg24B
Product: c-14 sterol reductase
Exons: 4
Coding region: 82-1575 (497 amino acids)
Biological process (GO): ergosterol biosynthetic process
Cellular component (GO): endoplasmic reticulum membrane
Molecular function (GO): Delta14-sterol reductase activity
Source: RefSeq, a predicted model, not a curated record